This is a messenger RNA of Anthostomella pinea, 1566 nucleotides long. Lineage: Eukaryota; Fungi; Ascomycota; Sordariomycetes; Xylariales; Xylariaceae. The record is from the annotation of a GenBank genome assembly.
AUGGAGAAGCUAUCGUUGGAGACCGGGCAACCCGAUGGCCGGGAUCAUAGUGCUCCAGGUGACAAUGUUGCUGUGGGUGUCGACGAUGUAAGCACGAUCCCGAAAGGCACCAUCUAUCCGGUUUACGAAGCGAAGGCUCGCGUCUUGAAUCGGGCGAUUCAAGAUAUUGGCAUGGGCUGGUAUCAAUGGCAGCUCUUCGUCGUUGUGGGCUUUGGCUGGGCAUCAGACAACCUCUGGCCCAUCGUCACCUCGCUGAUCUUCGCGCCGGUCAAGCUCGAAUUCUCGCCACCGCAGGCGCCGUUACUAUCUCUUGCUCAGAAUCUGGGCCUGCUUGCUGGCGCAAUGUUCUGGGGGUUCGGCUGUGAUAUAUUCGGGCGGCGGUGGGCUUUCAACAUGACUCUGGGCGUGACUGCGGUCUGGGGCCUGAUAGCGGCAUCGGCGCCCAACUUCGCUGCGAUAGGUGUAUUCGCAGCCUUCUGGUCCUUCGGCGUGGGUGGCAACCUCCCAGUUGAUUCAGCCAUCUUUCUUGAAUUUCUCCCUGGAACGCACCAGUACCUCCUGACCGUUCUUUCCAUCGACUGGGCAGUAGCUCAAGUCAUCGCGACUCUGGUUGCGUGGCCACUACUCGGUGGUAUGACCUGUCAGCAGACCGACGAUGUUUGCACAAGAUCCAAGAACAUGGGAUGGCGCUACUUCAUGAUUACCAUGGGCGGUUUGACGCUCAUCAUGUUCGCCGUGCGGUUUCUCUGCUUCACCAUAUUCGAAUCACCCAAGUACCUCAUGGGCAAGGGACUGGACGAGGAGGCGGUUCGCAUCGUCCACGAGGUCGCGCGGCGGAACAAGAAGACUUCUUCCUUGACCAUCGAUGAUCUGCGCGCGUGUGAGCCGGAAGGAUACGAACAGCGCGCGAGCGCUAGUCGUGCUGUUAAACGGAAGCUUGAGGCAAUCAACAUGAACCAUACCCGAUCCCUGUUUGCGACAAAGAAGAUGGGCUACUCUACAGCGGCACUGAUGUUUGUCUGGGCCUUCAUCGGUCUCGGAUACCCCCUCUAUAAUGCGUAUCUGCCCUACAUUCAGAGCACGCGCGGUGCCGACUUCGGUGACGGGUCGACGUAUCUCACGUAUCGCAACUCGUUGAUCAUCGCCGUGCUCGGUGUCCCUGGUGCACUCAUCGGCGGAGUCCUCGUCGAAGUUCCCAAGUUCGGACGCAAGGGCGCCCUGAGCCUGAGCACCGCCUUGACGGGUGUCUUCCUCUACGGGUCGACCACGGCGACUGAUUCGGCAAGUCUACUCGGGUGGAACUGCGCAUACAAUUUCACCAGCAACAUCAUGUACGCAGUUUUAUACGCAUACACCCCUGAGCUCUUCCCCACCAAGGACCGAGGCACCGGCAAUGCGUUGACGGCGACGUCUAACCGCAUUUUCGGUAUUAUCGCGCCUAUCAUUGCGAUAUAUGCAAACCUCGAAACCUCGGCGCCAGUCUACACGAGCGGCGCUCUGUUUAUUGCGGCUGGAAUUAUAGUGCUGACCCUGCCAUUCGAAUCGAGAGGGAAAGCGAGCUUGUGA